AAGCUCUGUUUCUUUUAGACUUCCCCGUCGAUUAACCUUGCCAAGGUACAACCGUCUCUCAGGAUCAUUCUUCUUGUUAUAUUCUUCACCCAGUGCUUGUUCUUCCAAUAUGAGUUUCUCCAGCGCUGCAGUUGGUUCAAGCAGAAAUUUAAGAAGAGCGGUCGAGUUUGGGAAAACUCAUGUGGUUAAGCCUAAAGGGAAACACCAAGCUACUAUUGUCUGGCUACAUGGCCUUGGAGACAAUGGCUCGAGCUGGUCGCAGCUUUUGGAGACCCUUCCCCUUCCCAAUAUCAAAUGGAUAUGCCCUACUGCUCCUUCUCAACCAAUAAGUUUGUUUGGUGGUUUUCCCUCCACAGCUUGGUUUGAUGUUGUGGACAUCAAUGAAGAUGGUCCUGAUGAUGUAGAAGGAUUGGAUGUGGCUGCCGCACAUGUUGCAAAUCUGUUGUCGAAUGAGCCUGCUGACAUCAAAUUAGGUGUUGGAGGGUUCAGCAUGGGUGCAGGAACAUCGCUAUACUCUGCAACUUGUUUUGCUCUCGGUAAAUAUGGAAAUGGCAAUCCUUACCCUAUCAAUUUAAGCACAGUCAUAGGCUUAAGCGGGUGGCUUCCUUGUGCAAAGACACUGACUGGCAAACUAGAAGAGGAACAGAUCAAGAACCGAGCUGCAUCGUUGCCCGUUUUAGUUUGUCAUGGAAAAGGUGAUGAUGUGGUACCAUUCAAGUUUGGGGAGAAAUCUUCAGAGGCCUUGAUCGCAAAUGGGUUCAAGAAGACGACCUUCAAAGGUUACAAUGGACUCGGGCACUACACAAUCCCACAGGAGUUGGAUGAGUUGUGUGCUUGGUUGACAUCUACCCUUGGGCUCGAAGGUUGAAGCCUUUCUGUGAUAUGUUGCUUUCUGAUGAAGAAACCCCAAACUCUCGAGAGUUUCAUUGAUUUGGAUUGGAUCUUUCGGAUUUUCACGUUAAGAUGUUACAUUAAUUGGAGUAUUUAUGUGAGACAAAUUCGUCUAGUAGCUAAAGUUGAAAGAUUUAUUCAAUUUCUAUAAGGUUAUGUUUCUUGAAAA
Messenger RNA from Eutrema salsugineum, 1060 nucleotides. RefSeq names its product acyl-protein thioesterase 2. The record is from RefSeq and is a predicted model, not a curated record. Lineage: Eukaryota; Viridiplantae; Streptophyta; Magnoliopsida; Brassicales; Brassicaceae. Gene Ontology annotation, molecular function: hydrolase activity. The transcript has 9 exons. The coding region runs from base 110 to 868 and encodes 252 amino acids.